ACUGUUGUUCUAAAAAGAAGCCUGUGCUCUAGGAAACUACAGAAAAACAGCACCAUGAAUUCCCUUUACUACUAUGGGGGAAGUGUAGGAUACCCACUCCAGAAUAUGAACUCCUUGGCUGUAAUGUGCAACUUGCACCAGCAGAUGGCAGAGCAGUACCAGAUAAGCCCAGCUGAAGGCCUGCCCUCAUCUAUUCACACCUUUUCCGUGGCAGAGAGAUUGGCAGAGCUGAUUCUAGAGGCGCGUUACGGGGACCAGCAGAAGCAGCGGCGAAGCAGGACGGCGUUCACUGGCCCUCAGCUAGCGGCUCUGGAGAAGGCCUUUCAGAAGACGCAGUAUCCCGAUGUGGUGAUGAGAGAGAGGCUGGCUCUGUGCAUUAGCCUUCCAGAGGCCCGCAUCCAGGUCUGGUUCAAGAACAGGAGAGCCAAGUUCCGCAAAGGCCAGCGUGGCAUCGCCCCGAGAGAGUACACAGCCUCAGCAGAGCAGGAGGGCGGAGCCACAGCAGAGAGGGAGGGCGGAGUCACAGCAAAGAGGGAGGAGUCUGACGUGAAAACCACAGACGAGACUCCCCCAGAAUCGAGGGUGUGGGACCAUCCCAGCCUGGCACAGGGGGAGCGCGGCUCACAUGAGCAGCCCCGCUCUGAGCUCUACACGGACAGACCCUCCUCUCCGUUCCUCCAACGCACUGCUGAUCACUUGCACUUCCUGUCCACUGGUUUGCACUUCCCGCUCUCUCAUUGGCAGGGUUUCCAGCAGUCGUCCUGCCCGGUCUCGGCUCUCAGUGCCCCGGGAAAAAGGACCACCUUGAGCCCUGGGACUGGAAGUACCACUCAGGACCAAACAUACCAGCACUUAGACCUCAAGGUGUACCAUGACACCAGAGGAGCCAAGCUGUGGGCAACGAAGCAAAAGGACUAUUGA
Messenger RNA from Polyodon spathula (Mississippi paddlefish), 921 nucleotides. RefSeq lists its product as uncharacterized. The coding region runs from base 55 to 921 and encodes 288 amino acids. The transcript is spliced from 3 exons. The record is from RefSeq and is a predicted model, not a curated record. Gene Ontology annotation, molecular function: DNA-binding transcription factor activity, RNA polymerase II-specific; RNA polymerase II transcription regulatory region sequence-specific DNA binding. Gene Ontology annotation, biological process: regulation of transcription by RNA polymerase II. Lineage: Eukaryota; Metazoa; Chordata; Actinopteri; Acipenseriformes; Polyodontidae.